AUGGCCUCGUCUCUACCUCCCAAUGUCCAUCUCUCAAAACACCCUUGUCUUCGCGCAAAGCUCAGCCAGCUGAGAUCCAAGGGCACCAACGCUCGCGAAACAAAGACCCUUGUCCAUGAGAUUGCCUUGUUGCUGGGGGCUGAGGCGCUGGCCCAACUCGACGUCGAUCCGGAUGGAACAGAUGAAACCCCCAUUGGAUAUGAGUAUCCUUACGAGACCAUCGACUGCUCGAAGCUCACCGUUGUCCCCAUCCUGAGAAGCGGACUCGGUAUGGUUGAAGCAAUCCAAACUCUUCUGCCUGAUUCCGUUUCGGUCCACCAUCUCGGCCUGUUCCGCGAAAAGAUGACUCUGCAACCUGUUGAAUACUAUAACAACCUCCCCCAAUCCCCGGGAUCGGUAGCGAGGCUCGCUAUUGUCGUCGACCCCGUGUGCGCGACAGGUGCGACAGCAUGCGCCGCUAUCCAAAUCCUAAAGGAUUGGGGUGUCGAAAAGAUCAUCUUCUUGUGCGUUUUGGGCGCCCUCCCAGGUAUAGCAAGAGCCGCCGCGGAAUGGCCAGAGGGCACACAGGUAUGGGCAGGCGGUAUGGACGAUGGCCUGACUGAUAAAGGCAUGAUUAAGCCGGGCCUGGGUGACGUUGGUGAUCGUCUUUUCCUGACUAUAGGAAAAUGA
Molecule: messenger RNA, 669 nt
Organism: Cladophialophora psammophila CBS 110553
Lineage: Eukaryota; Fungi; Ascomycota; Eurotiomycetes; Chaetothyriales; Herpotrichiellaceae
Product: uracil phosphoribosyltransferase
Exons: 3
Coding region: 1-669 (222 amino acids)
Source: RefSeq, a predicted model, not a curated record